Molecule: messenger RNA, 2635 nt
Organism: Thamnophis elegans (Western terrestrial garter snake)
Lineage: Eukaryota; Metazoa; Chordata; Lepidosauria; Squamata; Natricidae
Gene: CHUK
Product: component of inhibitor of nuclear factor kappa B kinase complex
Exons: 21
Coding region: 24-2354 (776 amino acids)
Biological process (GO): peptidyl-serine phosphorylation; positive regulation of transcription by RNA polymerase II; tumor necrosis factor-mediated signaling pathway
Cellular component (GO): cytoplasm; IkappaB kinase complex
Molecular function (GO): ATP binding; IkappaB kinase activity
Source: RefSeq, a predicted model, not a curated record
GAGCGGCGGGGGCAGCGGCGGGCAUGGAGCGGCUGCCGGCGGGCGCGGCGGUGGCGCUGCGGGGCGGCUGCCCGGGGGACCCCAGCUGCGGCCCCUGGGAGAUGCAAGGGCGGCUGGGCGCCGGGGGCUUCGGCAACGUCUCCCUCUACCAGCACCGGGAGUCCGGCGCCCGCCUGGCGGUGAAGGCCUGCCGGCUGGAGCUGAGCGCCCGACACCAGGAGCGCUGGCGCCACGAGCUGCAGAUCCUGCGCAGCUUGGACCAUCCGAACGUGGUGAAGGCCCUGGAGCUGCCGGAGGAGCUGGAUUUCCCCGUGAACGACGUGCCCCUUCUGGCCAUGGAGUAUUGCUCCAGGGGGGACCUCAGGAAGCUGCUGAAUGCCCCCGAGAACUGCUGUGGUCUUAAGGAAAGCCAAAUCCUUUCGGUGCUGAGUGACAUCGGGUCUGGCAUCCAGUAUUUGCACGAAAACAGAAUCAUUCAUAGAGAUCUUAAGCCAGAAAAUAUUGUCCUCCAGGAUGAAGCCGGGAAGAUAAUCUACAAGAUCAUAGACCUGGGAUACGCCAAGGAUCUGGAUCAAGGGAGCUUAUGCACCUCUUUCGUGGGGACCCUGCAGUACCUGGCCCCUGAACUCUUUGAUAACAACUCUUACACCAUGACGGUGGACUUCUGGAGCCUCGGGACGGUCGUCUUUGAAUGCAUCACGGGGUUCAGGCCCUUCCUGCACAACCAGCAGCCCUUCAGCUGGCAUGAGAAGAUCAAGAAGAAAGACCCCAAGUGCAUUUUUGCCUGGGAAGAGAUGACGGGGGAAGUUAGAUUUAGUGCUUAUUUGCCAACUCCAAACAGCUUGUGCAGUACGAUUGUAGACAGGAUGGAGCACUGGCUUCAGAUGAUGCUGGCCUGGGACCCCCAGCAGAGGGGAGGCGGAAUAGACCCAAACACCAACGGCUACAGGUGCUUUCAAGUGAUGGAACAGUUGUUGAGCCUGAAGAUUGUCCACAUCUUAAAUAUGACGUCCGCCAAAAUCCUGUCGUAUUCUCUGCACCCAGAAGAAAGUCUUCAUUCCCUGCAAGUUCGGAUUGAAUCCGACACCGGAAUCAGCUCGGGAAACCAGGAGCUGCUCCUGGAGAUGGGGAGCUGUUUAGACCCCCGGAAACCAGCCUCCCAGUGUGUCAUUGAUGGCGUAAAAGGCUGGGAUAGCUACAUGGUAUAUUUAUUUGAUAAGAGCAAAACUACCUAUGAAGGCCCUUUUGCUUCUAGGACGCUUUCUGACUGCGUAAAUUAUAUUGUGAAGGACAGCAAAAUCCAGCUGCCCGUUUUCCAGCUUCGGAAGAUCUGGGCUGAAGCCGUGCACUACGUCAUCGGCCUGAAGGAAGACUACAGCCGCCUCUUCCAGGGCCAGAGAGCCGCCAUGCUGAGCCUUCUGAGGUACAACCACAAUUUAACCAGCAGGAAAAACAACAUGAUCUCCACAUCACAGCAGCUGAAGGCCAAGCUGAAUUUCUUCCAGCAAAGUAUCCGCCUGGACUUGGAACGAUACAGCGACCAAAUGACCUAUGGAAUCUCCUCAGAGAAAAUGUUAAAAGCUUGGAAAGAUAUGGAAGAAAAAGCUUCACUGUGCGAAAAGGUGGCGGAUAUCGGCUCCCUGGAUGAGCAGAUCAUGGCGCUGCAUACCGAAAUUGUGGAGCUGCAGAGAAGCCUCCACGUGCGACGUCAAAACGAUGUAAUGGAAAAUCUGGAGCAGAGAGCCAUUGAACUCUACAAGCAACUGAAAUCCAGGCCUCCAGAAUCUGGUUGCCAAAUGCUUUCUGUCUGUGGAGGAAGUUUACCCUCUGGAGAGAUCUGUCUUUCAGACCACGUCUACAGCGACAGCACAGAGAUGGUCAAGAUCAUUGUCCAGACGGUCCAGAGCCAAGACUGGGUCCUCAAGGAGCUCUUCAGGCACCUCAGCAAAUUGCUGGGCUGCAAACAGAAGAUCAUCGACUUGCUUCCCAGCAUCGACGUGGCUCUGAACAGCAUCAAGGAGGCCGACAAUUCAGUCAUGCAAAUGCAGGGCAAACGGCAGAGAGAAAUCUGGCACUUGCUGAAAAUUGCUUGUACCCAGAGUUCGGCUCGAUCGGGCAGCUCCGCCGUGGAUGGUCCCGUCCCAUCUUCUGUGCCUGCCUGGCUCUGCCAAACUGCACCGGCCCACGUGCUGCAGCCGCUGCCUUUCGUGGAAGCCUCUAGAAACGCGUUGAAUUUUGCACAUUUGUUGGAAGAAAAUCUAAGCUAUCUUGACAGUUUUAGCGCUGUUAUACACGAAGCGAGACAUGACCAGAAUAGCAGCAUGAUGAGUCUGGACUGGAGUUGGCUGGGUUAGAGAGUCCAUGUUGCACAGCCGUAUUUGCAAAAAUGGGCCUUUUAACUUAAAAUACAUCUUUCCUUUGAAUUAAAGAAGGACCAGAUCGCAGAGUUUGCAUCUUCAUCCGGUUGUGGAGGUUUUGGGAAAGUGGCCCUGCUUUACCCUCUUAAAGCAUCCCAGAUAGAAUAUCUCCCAUCACAGGAUCUGUCAUGCACUGUAAUUAAAUAACCCCCAAAAGAUCAUGUUGGGCUAAGACAGAAAUCGUGAAAGGUGCAAAAUAAAUUAUCUUGUUAUAUACU